CAAGGUUGACAAGGACUGAAUAUCUUUUUCCAAGCAGAGUUCUGGCCAUACUUCGAAUGUUUGUCUGUGCUUCAGGUUGUUCUGUGUCUGGUUUCGAAUCCAUUAAGCGGAAACUGAUUUUGUUUACAUUUCAUUUGCUGAAUGCGAAAUGGGCUUCGAAAAAAAAUUCUCCACCGUCUUGAAUGCUCCGAACGAGGAAGACAUCGAGAAAAUCAAGAAAAAAAUCGGUGAAAACGAGGAUAAAAUUGACAAACAGCUCCAGAUAUUGUACCAAUGGCUGGACAGCAAACCGAAACUGCCGAAAAAUUAUGAUAGAACGAAAGUGUUGAACUUUUUGAGAGUCUGCAGUUUCGACAUGGAGAAGUGCAAGAGGAAGCUUCAGGCCCAUUUUUAUGUGAGGCACGAAUACCCUUCAGUAUUUUCGAAUUUGAACCCCAGAUCCAAGGAAAUAUCCGAGUUUCCAAAAAUAGGAAAUGCCCUUUUCCUACCAAAUUUAACACCGAAUGGAGAAAGAAUUUUUUUUCUGAGCCUACACGAGUUCGAUAUCGAUAAGAUGGAUGUCCAUGCAUACGUAAAAUAUUCUUAUAUGUGCUAUGACCUUGUGCUACGUGAACCAUUUCCAGUGAGCGGUGAUGUGAUAAUAAUGGAUGGUAGUGGAUUCACCAUGAAACAUUUCCUGAAAUGCAUCAACACAGCUGUGAAAGAUUCGGUGGAAAUAGCUUACAAAGGAUAUUUGGUCAGACAGAAGGCCAUUUACGUUGUCAAUGCCCCAGCUGCUGUUGACACGAUGCUGGCCACUUGGAAAUUGUUCCUGACUGAGAAAAUUAGGAAAAGGGUUGUAGUGAGCAAAAAUUACGAAAUAUUGACGAAAACCUUCCCCCCACAUUGCCUACCAGAAGAGUAUGGUGGUACUUUACCAAAAGUCAACGAACUAACAAGAAAAUGGCACGAAGUGAUGCUAAACAACGAGGAGUGGUUCCAAGACCAAGAGAAGUGCAAGACAAACGAACCUCCUCAAAAAGAAGACAACAUUUACGACGAUAGAUUCGGGGUAGAGGGUACUUUCAGGAAAUUGACCAUCGAUUAAGGGUCCCUCUGGAAGAAGACUGUUUUCUCUUCUUUGCCUUCGGGAUGAUGUGAAUGACUCUGUGUUCUUGACAUUUUGAUUUAGGAGGCUGUGAAUCGAAUAUUAUAUGCCAAGUAUGUUAGGUAUUGUGACUUAUUUAAGGUUGAAUUUAGGUGUUAGGUAGUUUCAUGUUAUAAGUCUCAUAUUUUCAGUUUUUAUGAUAAUAUUUGAAUAGAAAUAAAUCAGAA
Messenger RNA from Coccinella septempunctata (seven-spotted ladybird), 1314 nucleotides. RefSeq names its product retinol-binding protein pinta-like. The transcript has 6 exons. The coding region runs from base 149 to 1087 and encodes 312 amino acids. Lineage: Eukaryota; Metazoa; Arthropoda; Insecta; Coleoptera; Coccinellidae. The record is from RefSeq and is a predicted model, not a curated record. Gene Ontology annotation, molecular function: phosphatidylinositol bisphosphate binding. Gene Ontology annotation, cellular component: membrane.